This is a messenger RNA of Cutaneotrichosporon oleaginosum, 2151 nucleotides long. RefSeq lists its product as uncharacterized. Lineage: Eukaryota; Fungi; Basidiomycota; Tremellomycetes; Trichosporonales; Trichosporonaceae. Gene Ontology annotation, biological process: protein localization to membrane; vacuolar transport. The record is from RefSeq and is a predicted model, not a curated record. Gene Ontology annotation, cellular component: membrane.
CGCGUCUCGGCUUCCACCUCGACAUUGCCUCAUUCCUCUUGACAUCCUCAGAUCUCUCUCACACCACCAAAACACCGUCCACACGGCUCACUCUCCCACCAACGCGUCUCGCAUCCCUUCUCCGUCUCGGCGGCUCCUCCACCCCUCUCUCCCACCAUGCACUUCGCCGCGCUCGCCGCGCUCGCGGCCGCGGCAGCUGCCCCUGUGUCGGCUUUCUAUCUCCCCGGCUCCGCGCCACGAGACUACAAGGCAGGCGAUAAGGUCGACGUCUUCGUCAACACGGUCACGCCGAUGCUGAACGCCACUCUCCGCUCCCUCAUCUCCUACGACUAUUACGACCCGCGCUUCCACUUCUGCCAGCCUGAAGGCGGGCCCGUUAAGCAGCCCGAGUCGCUCGGCUCGAUCCUAUUCGGUGAUCGUAUCCUCUCCUCGCCUUUCGACAUCAAAAUGCUCAACGACAACAGGUGUAUCAGGCUGUGCCGGAGCAAGUUGCCGGGCAACGAUGCAAAGUUCGUCCACGACCUUAUCCGCCAGGACUACGGGCUCAACUUCAUCAUCGACGGGCUGCCGGGCGCCGAGCUCAAGAAGGACGCGCGGACCGGUGAACAGUUCCUCGACGGGCAGGGCUUCCAGCUUGGCUCGCACGGGUAUAACAAUGUAGGCUCGGACGAGAAGCCCGCUCUCAACAACCAUUACGACAUCUACAUCGACUACCACAAGCGCGCCGAGGACAAGAUUCGUGUUGUCGGCGUGAUGGUCUACCCUCGCAGUGUUGACAGCAUUGUCGCAGGAGAGGAAACGCCCAACUGCAACAUCCUCGACAAGCCGCUCUACCUCUCUGAGACUGCCGACAAUGAGUUCUACUACACGUACUCGGUGCAAUUCCGCGAGUCCGACGUGCCAUGGUCGCUCCGUUGGGACAGUUACCUGCACGUCUUCGACCCCAAGAUCCAUUGGUUCUCGCUCAUCAACUCGCUCGUCAUUGUCGGCUUCCUCUGCUUCAUUGUCUCCACCAUCCUGUAUCGCACAAUCACUAAGGACAUCUCGCGCUACAACGCGAUUGACCUCGCGGACGACGUUCAAGAGGACUAUGGAUGGAAGCUCGUGCACGGCGAGGUAUUCCGCCAGCCGCAGCGCCCGAUGCUCCUCUCGGUGCUUGUCGGCAACGGUUUCCACCUCGCCGGCAUGACGCUAGUCACGCUGGUGUUUGCGCUCUUCGGCUUCCUCUCGCCAUCGAACCGCGGGUCGCUCGAGACGGUCCUCCUCAUCUGCUGGACCCUCUUCGGUUGCGUGUCCGGGUACGUCUCGGCGCGCGUGUACGCCUCUCUCGGCGGCGACCAGUGGAAGCCGAACCUCGUCCUCACCGCCGUUCUCUUCCCGACCAUAGUCUUCACGAUCAUCGGCAUGCUCAACCUCCUCCUCGUGUUCACUGGCGCGUCCGGCGCGAUCCCCUUCGGCACCAUUCUCGCCAUCCUGCUGAUGUGGUUCGUCAUCUCGGUGCCCCUCACCGUCGCCGGCUACUUCUUCGGCAUGAAGCACGGCGGCUGGGCCAACCCCGUGCGCACAAACUCGAUUCCGCGCCAGAUCCCCCCCUGCCCGUGGUACCUCAAGCCGAUGCCCGCCGCCAUCAUCGGCGGCAUCCUACCGUUCGGCGCCGCGUUCGUCGAGCUGUACUUCAUGCUCUCGAGCUUGUUCGGCAACCGCGCAUACUAUGCCUUUGGCUUCCUCUUCCUCACGUUUGCUGUCGUCGCGCUCACUACCGCCACCGUCACCAUCCUCUUCACGUACUUCAUCCUCUGUGCCGAGGAGUACCGGUGGCACUGGCGCUCUUUCCUCGUCGGCGGCGGCGCAGCCUUCUGGGUGUUUGUCUACGGCCUCUGGUACUGGGCGAGCCGUCUCUCCCUUGGCAGCUUCACCUCUGUCAUCCUGUAUCUGGGUUACCUUUUCCUUGCCUCUCUCCUCACCUUCCUCUUGCUCGGGAGCAUAGGUGCGACCGCGUCGUGGUGGGCCACGCGCAGGCUGUACAGUGCUGUGCGUGUCGACUAGCCUCUCAUGUCUUCGAGUGCCCCGAGCGCGCGGCAGUUCACGGGGGAGUCGUGCUCGGUCCAACUAAAACAUAGAUCAUCAUGCAUGUCAUUAUCGUGUCAUCUA